This is a messenger RNA of Esox lucius (northern pike), 444 nucleotides long. Its product is annotated as histidine-rich glycoprotein-like. The record is from RefSeq and is a predicted model, not a curated record. NCBI's taxonomy places the organism in Eukaryota, Metazoa, Chordata, Actinopteri, Esociformes, Esocidae. The coding region runs from base 1 to 444 and encodes 147 amino acids. The transcript is spliced from 2 exons.
AUGCCUCCCAAACCGCCACGGGAGGCCGUCCCAGAGACAACGCCGCCACCCAAUCACAGUUUGUUUUCUGUGGAUGAUGUCACCCUUAUCCCUCCCCUAACACCUCUAUUUGUGGGGCUGCACCCCAACCACCAGCACCCCAACCACCAGCACCCCAACCUCCAGCACCCCAACCACCAGCACCCCAACCUCCAGCACCCCAACCUCCAGCACCCCAACCUCCAGCACCCCAACCACCAGCACCCCAACCUCCAGCACCCCAACCUCCAGCACCCCAACCUCCAGCACCCCAACCACCAGCACCCCAACCACCAGCACCCCAACCUCCAGCACCCCAACCUCCAGCACCCCAACCACCAGCACCCCAACCACCAGCACCCCAACCACCAGCACCCCAACCUCCAGCACCCCAACCUCCAGCACCCCAACCUCCCGUGGCUGUGA